This is a messenger RNA of Lactuca virosa, 1341 nucleotides long. NCBI's taxonomy places the organism in Eukaryota, Viridiplantae, Streptophyta, Magnoliopsida, Asterales, Asteraceae. The record is from the annotation of a GenBank genome assembly.
AUGGCAGCUUCUACAAAAUUCUACAUCACAUUAAGCUUAUUUUCUCUACUUUUUCUUGCUAUUUAUUUAUUUCCAUGGAAUAAGACUCAUAAUUUUCUCAUAGUCUCCAAUUUGCUAUCAACAUCAACCACUAAGUUUUUGCAACAUGAAGCUAAACCGAAUAUCAAAAAAAAACUGGCAAUUGAAGAACAGUUAGCUAAAGCAAGAGGCAAAAUUCACAAAGCUAUUGUUGAGAAAAGAUUUGCAUCGAAUCAGAAAAAUGGGAGUUUCAUUCCAAUAGGAACCAUGUACAAGAAUUCAUUCGCCUUUGUUCAGAGUCAUACUGAGAUGAUGAAGACAUUCAAGAUAUGGACAUAUAAGGAAGGUGAUAUUCCCUUGAUGCAUAAUGGUCCGAUGAAAAGUAUAUACAGUGCCGAGGGUCAUUUCAUCGAGGAGAUGGAGAGAAACGGAAACCCUCUCGCGGCUAAGCAUCCUGAUGAAGCUCAUGCUUUUUUUAUCCCCAUAAGUGUAGCCAAGAUUGUUCACUACCUCUUCACACCUGCAGAAGCCUAUGGUUUUCUAGAACGGAUGCAAACCAUAUUCGAAGACUACAUUGACAUCAUUUCACAAAGGUACCCGUAUUGGAACCGCAUCAAUGGAGCUGAUCAUUUCUUUGUUUCUUGUCAUGAUUGGGGGCCAAUUGUUUCGCGCAACAACCCUAAACUCUUUGGAAAUCUCAUAAGAGUGCUUUGCAACGCCAACAUUUCCGAAGGUUUCAUUCCCAUGCGAGAUGUGUCCAUGACAGAGAUUAACGGGCCAUACAACAGUAUCCCGAAUGUGAGUGGUGGCCAAUCACCUCAUAAUCGGUCGAUCUUGGCAUUUUUUGCUGGUGGAAACCAUGGUGUUGUACGAAAUAAGUUGUUCCAACAUUGGGGAAGCAAUGAAGACAAUGAUAUACAGAUUUACACUUACCUUCAAGAAAACCAAAACUACACUGACUUGCUAAGUGGAAGUAAGUAUUGCCUAUGCCCAAGCGGUUAUGAAGUUGCAAGUGCUAGGAUAACUGAAGCAAUCUACGUGGGAUGCAUCCCCGUCAUAAUAAAGAAUCAAUAUGUUUUACCAUAUAGUGAUGUGUUGGAUUGGAGUCAGUUUUCUGUGCAAGUACCCGUAAUGAAGAUUCCAGAUCUCAAAAGAAUUUUGGAGGAUAUACCUUUUUCAAAGUAUUUGGAAAUGCAAAAAAGGGUAUUGGAAGUACAAAAACACUUCACGGUUCACAUUCCAAUCGAAAAUUUUGAUGUUUUUCACAUGAUUCUUCAUUCUGUUUGGCUAAGAAGAAUUAACAUUCAGUUACUAAAAUUUUGA